AUGGCCACCGUAGGUAGUUUGCAGACGAUGCGCCCGACAUCUAUCUCUGGAAUUGCCUUGGUGGCAUUGUGCGUCUGGAUUCUUUACCGUCUUUCCAGAGUAGGAGCACGAGACAGAAGACUGCCACCAGGGCCGCCUACUGUUCCUAUUCUUGGGAAUCUGCACCUAAUUCCGACGAGUGGCAUAGGGCUCAAGCUGAAGGAAUGGGGAGAAAAGUAUGGUGGAAUCUUUUCGCUCAAGUUCGGCAACAGUACCGUGGUGGUGCUGUUCGAUCGAAAGGCCGUACACCAUCUCCUUGACAAGAAGGGAGUAUUGUACUCGGAGCGACCACAGAGCUAUGUCCCGUCGCUUGUGACGGGCGGUGAUAGUUUUGCGUUCAUGAACAGUACCCCUCUGUGGAGAGCAGAACGGAAAGUGGCAGUUCACAACUUGUCGCCCAAGAUGCUUGAGGAAAAAGUUGGCCACAUCCAAGAUGCGGAGUCUGUCGUGCUCCUGGCAAGCAUUCUCGAUAGCCCUGAAGAGUAUUAUAAACACAUUAAACGAACGACGUCUUCGGUUGCCAGCGCCGUGGUUUUCGGACACCGUGGUCCUACCAUGGACAACUUCUGGGCCCGAGCCGUGUAUGACGCCAUGGACAACUACUCAGCGUCUCUGGAGCCCGGUGCCAAUCCACCGGUGGACGAGUUCCCAUUCCUGAAGUACAUACCUGAGAGAUUUGCCAAAUGGAAGAGACGCGCCCUUGGUUCUUACAAAUGUAUGGACGACACUUGGGCAGAGGCCAGACGUAGGGUCAACCUAAGACGAGAAAAGGGUAUCAAGAGAGACUCUAUCAUAGACUCCAUCCUAGAUGGAGAGAAACACAGCGACCUUGAUGUCACCGACAAGCAGCUCAACCACUUCUUGGGGGUUAUCGUCGAGGGGGGAGCUGACACAACAGCAUCGGCGACCCUGACGUCGAUAAUGUAUUUGGCCCUUCAUCCGGAGUUCCAGGAGAAAGCCCGCAGGCAACUUGACGCCGUAUGUGGAACGGACAGGCUUCCUUCGAUCAAUGAUUUUGAAGCCAUUCCAUACAUCAAUUGCCUGAUCAAAGAGGCAUUGAGAAUACACCCUGUUCUUCCACUCGGCGUUCCACACCGGGUCAACCAAGACGACUGGUUCGAUGGGAUGCUGAUUCCGAAAGAUUCAACUGUCAUUCUUCCCACGUGGGCUCUACACUUGAGCGAGAGUCAAGGGUACAAAGACCCGCAAAAAUACAAUCCGGAUAGAUUCCUGGAAUAUCCUCGAAUGGCAGACAGCUACGCCGGAAGUCCAGAUUGGCAGCACCGUGAUCAUUAUGCCUAUGGAGCUGGCCGACGCAUUUGUCCAGGCAUCCACCUGGCCGAGCGAACUCAGUGGCGCUUGAACGCGAGACUUCUGUGGGCUUUUGAGAUCCAACGCAAAAUAGAUCAUGAGACCGGGAAGCCGAUACCCAUCGACGUCAACAAAUACCAUGAGGGCAUCUCACACACGCCAGCCGAGUUUCCUGUUGUUUUUAAACCGAGAAGUCAGGCGCAUAUUGCUCUGAUCAGAGAAGAAAUGGCCAAUGCUGCGAAGUUCUUGAAAGCAUGGGAUGAUUGA
Exophiala spinifera is the source of this 1617-nucleotide messenger RNA. RefSeq lists its product as uncharacterized. The transcript is spliced from 7 exons. Lineage: Eukaryota; Fungi; Ascomycota; Eurotiomycetes; Chaetothyriales; Herpotrichiellaceae. Gene Ontology annotation, molecular function: heme binding; oxidoreductase activity, acting on paired donors, with incorporation or reduction of molecular oxygen; monooxygenase activity. The coding region runs from base 1 to 1617 and encodes 538 amino acids. The record is from RefSeq and is a predicted model, not a curated record.